This is a messenger RNA of Myripristis murdjan (pinecone soldierfish), 956 nucleotides long. RefSeq names its product receptor activity modifying protein 1 (gene ramp1). The coding region runs from base 504 to 956 and encodes 150 amino acids. The transcript is spliced from 3 exons. Gene Ontology annotation, cellular component: membrane; cell surface; signaling receptor complex. Gene Ontology annotation, molecular function: coreceptor activity. Gene Ontology annotation, biological process: receptor internalization; regulation of G protein-coupled receptor signaling pathway; cellular response to hormone stimulus. NCBI's taxonomy places the organism in Eukaryota, Metazoa, Chordata, Actinopteri, Holocentriformes, Holocentridae. The record is from RefSeq and is a predicted model, not a curated record.
UGCCUGCUCACCGAGUGCUGUCCUCCCCGGGAGACAGUGGACUCUCACACCGUCUCUCAGCUGCAGGGGCAGCCCUACGGCUGGUGCCUCCCGGCGCGCACUGACGCCUUCACUUCCCAACCUGCGCGCUACGGAUUUCGCCAAACAUCAGGACCAUUCACAGUUCAGCUAAAACUUAAGGCAUUAUACAGUCAUGUUUCAGUUUUCAGUGACAGAGGAUCCGCGACAACAGCACUCCUGAAUUGGGAACCGUGCGGACAGGACAGGGGACAGUCUUGGUUGUCUCCCCCCGGGCAAUGUGCGCAAGGUGAUACAGCUGAGUUACCUCACUGCUGGAGCCGCAUUACAUGGAUUUCCCCACCAAUCGUCACUUUUAUGCGGGACUGUUCGAUGCCACUUAUAACUCAUUGAGUUCAGGAUACUUCAGCUCAAGUUAGCCCCCUUUCCCUGACAGUUUCCCUCCCGAACUUCAGCCGUCAGUGGACCAUUUUGCGACCGCGACGAUGGGCUCGCAGACCGGAGAGGCUCUGCAGAAACAGGCGCUCCUCUGGCUGCUGUUGGCAGUGUGUCAGUGUGUGUCGGUGCUGGCUUGUGGACCCCACUAUGAAUAUGCCAUCGAGGAGUUCUGCCUGGCCAAGUUCAGGCUGGACAUGCAGGAGCUGGACCAGAGACACUGGUGUAGCUGGGAGGACACUGUCGAACCCUAUGGCGAGCUGACCAACUGCACCUACCUGGUGGCGCUGAAGAUGGAUUGCUUCUGGCCCAACAGGCUGGUGGACGAGUUCUUCAUCCGAGUCCACAAGCACUACUUCCAUGACUGCUCCAUGUCUGGCCGGCUCCUCAGGGACCCCCCGAACCGCAUCCUGGGGCCCUUCAUUGUGGUCCCCAUCCUGGUCACCCUCCUCAUGACUGCACUGGUGGUGUGGAGGAGCAAACGCAGUGAGGGGAUUGUGUAG